This is a messenger RNA of Wallemia ichthyophaga EXF-994, 1509 nucleotides long. RefSeq names its product Myo-inositol transporter 1. The record is from RefSeq and is a predicted model, not a curated record. NCBI's taxonomy places the organism in Eukaryota, Fungi, Basidiomycota, Wallemiomycetes, Wallemiales, Wallemiaceae. Bases 1 to 1509 code for a protein of 502 amino acids. Gene Ontology annotation, molecular function: myo-inositol:proton symporter activity. Gene Ontology annotation, cellular component: membrane. Gene Ontology annotation, biological process: transmembrane transport. The transcript has 11 exons.
AUGCGAAAUUUCACAGAUGAUGACAAAAAGCAAUUUAACAACACCAUUGAGCAUGUUGAGGAUGUUCAAAGCAGGAAACCCAACACCAGCGCAAAGUUUGUAGAUAUUGACGAGAAGUUGGUCGUGGCAGAGGGCGAGGAGAAAAUCACCCUCUACAUUAUCUUUGUCUGUAUAACAGCUGCAGUCGCAGGAUUUAUGGUUGGUGCGAAUUUUGAGCUCGAGGUAAUCACAGCGAUGACCACAGCAGGAGCCUUCAUCUCCUCCCUCUUCGCUGGAGCUCUGAGUGACAGGAUUGGUCGCAAAUGGGUCCUCGUUAUCAGUGACAUAUGUUACUGCAUUGGCACAAUUAUCUUCGGAGCGUCGUACUCGGUCACCCAGGCUUCGAUUGGCAGACUCAUUCUUGGAUUCGGGGUAGGAUUUUCUAGUUGUAUUGGGCCACUUUUUAUUAGUGAGAUUUCCCCACCUCAACUACGUGGCACACUCGUCACUAUCAACUCCGUCACCAUUACCUUGGGUCAGUGCAUAGCGUAUGGCAUUGGUGCAGGUCUCGUCAACUUCGAGAACCCUGAAAACUGGCGAAUCAUGCUGGUGAUAGGUGCUGCUCCGGCGAUAUACCAGGCUAUCGCAGUACAUUUUCUUCCGGAAUCUCCUCGCUACCUGCUCGCAAAGGAGCGCAACGAAGAGGCGCAUACUGCCCUCGCUAAAGUGUAUGAACAAGCUACACAAGAGGAGCUAGCUCUCAAAUUCGAUAUUCUUGUCGCCAAUGUUGAUGAGAGCGUCCAGAUCAGCAAAGAAAGCACUACAUGGCAACUCUUCAAGUCGCUGUUUAUCGUACCAAAAAAUCUAAGGGCACUAUCUCUCGCCAUGACUUUACAGGCCCCUACUCUUUUCCAGAUGCUUGGAUUUGAGAACGCGCCCUUAGGUGGACUUGUUAUUGCCGCUGCUAACUUCGCCUUCACUGCUGUAGGCAUGUUUGUUGUCAAUAGGACAGGCCGUCGCCCCUUAUUGGUUUACCUGAGCGCGCCAGGCGUGAUCCUAGGCUGUGUGUGGGCGAUUGUUUCACUUUACUACCUCACCAAAGACUCCGGAUUCCAUUUGGUUGAAGAUCCAGUCAUCCCGUACGAUUCUGGAAUACAGGUUGCUGUAAUCAUUGGUUUUGUUGCCUACGUCGGGGCUUAUGGUAUCGGUCUGGGCCACAUACCAUGGACAAUGAGCGAACUAUUUCCUCUAGAAACUAGAGGUCUCGGAACUGGUAUUGGCACCGCCACACUCUGGGCAUGCAACUUGAUCAUUUCAGAGUCUUAUCUUUCCAUGCAAAAGGGUCUUACACCGUCGGGAACAUUCGAGACAGCAGGACUACACUUGGAAGAGGUGCAAAGUCUACUGACGGAUGGAUUUAAUGUCCAUAAAUCUGUUCAGCUUCGUAAUAGCAAGAAGAAAGCGCUCAAGAGUACGAAAGAAACCGCGUUGGUUGAUGUUGAAGCAAAUUCAAACAAGCACAAUACAUAA